This is a messenger RNA of Crotalus tigris (Tiger rattlesnake), 4851 nucleotides long. RefSeq names its product adhesion G protein-coupled receptor L4 (gene ADGRL4). Bases 453 to 2777 code for a protein of 774 amino acids. Lineage: Eukaryota; Metazoa; Chordata; Lepidosauria; Squamata; Viperidae. The record is from RefSeq and is a predicted model, not a curated record. Gene Ontology annotation, cellular component: membrane. The transcript has 16 exons. Gene Ontology annotation, biological process: adenylate cyclase-activating G protein-coupled receptor signaling pathway; cell surface receptor signaling pathway. Gene Ontology annotation, molecular function: G protein-coupled receptor activity; calcium ion binding.
GUGACAACAUUUUACAUAGCAGCUGGGAUAUUUUGGAUACUCAAGGCAAGCCAUCAACAAGGCAGAAUCAGUCAGACUUCACAAGCUUUGAGGAUACUAGAGUUUUGAUAUGCUCAACCACCUUCAACAAAGAGAGAUAAUAAGUUAGCACCUGCUUUGCUCCUUGUUUUUAUUUCUGCUCUGUUCUCCAUAGCCUUCCAAAGCCAAGUUUGGUUUACAGCUCUUUCCACAGCCCUUAACAUCUCAACCUCUGUACUCAUCUUCCAUGCUGAUCUUGACAUUCCCAUCUUUUCUGUUAGCCUUUCUAUAUAACUCUUUUCUUUUGUCUCCCAACUCGUUAUUCACCAUUUGAACCUACCUUGCCCUUUCGUUAAAAGAUCUGGAAGAGCAUAUCUAAGGAUACAUGUCAUUGUAAGGUCAGCAGUUUUACAAGGAUUUUGUCUUCUGUUGACAUGUAUGGAUAUUGGGCACAUGAGCAUGCAUCAUCCAACAAGAUUCCUUCAUUUGUAACAACAGAACUCAAAACUGGACACUUCGUAGAAGCACCAUCCAUGAAGCUUCUCUUGCUUUUAGUGUUUCUUGCCACUCUGCUGGAUAGUUGCUACAGCCUCCAGAACUGUACCAACCCAUGUCACAAGUAUGCAAAAUGUGAAGUUCGCAAUGGAAUCCAUGGUUGUUACUGUAGCCCAGGAUUCACCGGACCUGGGAUUGAUGCAGAUGGUAACAGUGGUUGCUCUGAUGAUAAUGAAUGUGCAAAUGCCACACAACUUUGUGGAGAAAAGGCAAACUGUACAAAUACUAUGGGAAGCUACUUCUGCAUGUGCAAAGAUGGAUACAAAUCUAGUAAUGGGAACACAAGCUUUGUAACCAAUGAUGGUACUUCUUGUAGAGAUAUAGAUGAGUGCAGUGAACUGGGAACCGAUGCCUGUGGAGAUCAUGCACAAUGUGAGAAUAUGGAUGGAGGAUACAGCUGCACCUGUAACGAAGGUUAUCAACCAUCCACAGGAAAAUUACCAUUUAAACCAAAUGAUGGCACUUCCUGCCAAGCAAUACCAGCAACAACCUGUGAACUGAACAACUGUAUAGCUAAAAGCAUUAACCAAACUUUAGCUAAAAUUAGUGAAUUAAAAGAUCCUCUGGCUGUAUUACAAGAAAUCAAGAAGAACAGCAUAGGACCCAUUACACCAGCUGAAAUAAUUUCUUAUGUUGAAAUGUUAUCUGUACCGUUUUCCUUGAUGAGUGUCACAAAUUACACAAUUUCUGAUAAGCAGCUUCAAGAUCAAGCUCUUAAUGAAUUUGUUAGUAGUGUAAAUAAUUUUGUUCAGGAAGAUAAGAAGACAGCUUGGGAAGCUAUUCCAGCAGACAACAGAAGAAGAAGCCUUACCAAAUUGAUGCACACUGCCGAGGAAACAACAGCUUUGCUAUCUGAGAAUUUCCCAAAGAUGGCAGAAGUAGAAGUUAAUGCUAGUGAUAUGGCUGUAAGACUUUAUACUUUUGACCCAGAGAAGGUGAACCUUAUCCACCAAAAUACUCAGAUGGGAGCAGACAGCAUUAAGGUCUCUGCAAAGAAAAACGAAAUAUCUUCUGCUAAAGGCACAGUUGCAGUUGUGUUUCUGCGAUACGACAAUAUUGGAGCUCUGCUUUCAUUACCACAGAACUUGUCCCUCAUAGAAAGUACAGAGGAUGGAGAAAUAGUAGGUUCAUCAGUUAUAGCUGUUGCAAUUAGGUCCACUCCACCUGGACUAUAUUCAGCUGAGAACAUAAUAUUUACUUUAAAACAUGCACAGACCGUAGGCAAAAAGGACGUUAAAUGUGUAUUUUGGAAUUAUUCAGAAGACACUAUGGAAGGGAAGUGGGCCACAGAAGGAUGUGAGAGGACCCACUCCAAUAGCACACAUACCUCAUGCAGAUGUAACCAUCUUACUCAUUUUGCAGUCUUAAUGUCUUCAAAUGGCUCUAAAGUUGAAACUAAGGAUUAUAUUCUUACAAGAAUCACUCAGCUUGGAAUAAUUAUCUCAUUGAUUUGUCUCGCCAUGUGCAUUUUCACCUUCUGGUUCUUCAGUGAAAUCCAAAGUACGAGAACAACAAUCCAUAAAAAUCUCUGUUGCAGCCUUUUCCUGGCAGAGUUUAUUUUUUUGAUCGGAAUUAACAUGAACACUAAUAAGCUAUUCUGUUCCAUCACGGCUGGACUGCUCCAUUACUUCCUCCUAGCAGCUUUUGCAUGGAUGUGUAUCGAAGGCAUUCACUUGUAUCUUAUAGUUGUUGGAGUAAUCUACAAUAAAGGAUUCUUACACAAGAAUUUCUAUAUUUUUGGCUAUGUAAGCCCAGCAGUAGUGGUUGGCAUUUCUGCUGCACUGGGAUAUAAAUACUAUGGAACAACUGAUGUAUGUUGGCUCAGCACAAAGAAUAACUUUAUAUGGAGUUUUAUAGGACCAGCAUGUUUAAUAAUCCUUGUGAAUUGGAUGGCAUUUGGAGUAAUUAUCUAUAAAGUAUUUCGUCAAACAGCUAUGCUAAAGCCAGAAGUUAGCUGCUAUGAAAAUAUAAGAUCCUGUGCCCGAGGAGCACUUUCUCUCCUUUUUCUCCUGGGGGCUACGUGGAUUUUUGGCGUGCUUCAUGUCAUCCAGGGAUCAGUGGUCACGGCAUAUCUUUUCACAAUUUUCAAUGCAUUUCAGGGACUGUUCAUCUUUAUAUUUCUUUGUGUGCUGUCACGAAAAAUCCAGGAUGAAUACUCCAGGGUGUUCAGAAAUGUCCCUUGCUGUUUUAGAUGCUUAAGGUAAAUUGAAAGCCAAGAUGAGCAGCUCUGUGGAAGGGAACAGAAAACAAGAGGCUUUCGAAAAAUUGCUAUAUUGUGAGAGUAUGAAAUGUACUACUGAGCUGUCAUCUCUCUUAAAUCAAUUAUUUUCUCUCUGGUAUAGGUAUUGUACUUAAAUGUGCACUCAGGCACACUAUAUUGUGUACAAAACUGCAUAUCUGUACAAGACAGACUGGUUUAUUGUGUAACAAAUAAGGCUUCUAAAGGUGCCCAGGACUCUUUAGGGCAAACAACUAAAGCUUGAAAGAGGGAAAAAUGAAUCCAAGGUGAAAAGCUUUUUGUUGCUGUUGCUGUUAGAAGAUUGACUCUUCAUUUCAUAUCUAAUGCUUGGAAAUGAAAUAAUUUCACUUAUUGACAUUUAAAGAGAGUACAGCCCAUUAGAGUGUUUAAAAAAGGUUUUACCUUGGCCAGAAUAUCGUGUCCCACUUUGAAAGGAGCUAAGUUAAAAAAAAUAGCAAUGUGUGUAGUUCUUUAGUUCUGAUCAUAAAGAGAAGACAUACAGCAAUUUUGCUAGCUGAAAGUUUAGAUGGAAGGCUCGCAGACAUCUACUAGCUCAGAAUCCCUCAGUCAUGAUAAGUGUAAGAUGGGUGGACUUCAACUCCCAGAAUUCCCCAGCAAGCCAUGCUGGCUGAGGAAUUCUGGGAAUUGAAGUCCACCUAUCUUAAAGUUGCCAAGGUUGAGAAACAUUGUCUAACCCUGCCCUGUAAGUGGUGGUGCAUACUAAUCAUUCAUUGUCCACAUGGGAUGGGAAGGGGAUUCCCUGUGUCCCACACAGUUCUUUUAAAGUCAAUGAUCGGGAGGGGGGUUGACAUGGCAUGGUCAAUAGUGAUACAUAGCCUACCAGUAUUCAUUUUUCUCACCUCAAAGGUUUUACUCAAAACAACAGAUCUACAUAGCAAAGAAAAGGUGGGGCUCCUUAUGUUUGACAAGAGAUGUGUACUUAAAGAAAGGCUUUUCUUAUGCAAUACUGCCUUAAAAUAUGCAUUAGGCAAUGUUACAACAGUGAGUAGACCACCAGUAUGGAAAGCAUUUGAAAGGGCAACUUUGCAAAGCAUAGUGGUAACCUCUCCUUAAAGCUUUAUGGAAGCCAUGUCCAAAGAAGGCUCAAUAUGACUCUUUGAAAGUUUCACUCAAUUGCAUACACACACACACACACACACACACACACAGAGAGAGAGAGAGAGAGAGAGAGAGAGAGAGAGAUUACCUGGAAAAAGGUACUGCAAGAACUCAUUAAUGUUUUCCCAUCCCCACAUCCAACAUAGUAAUCACAGUUAUUGUGAUGAAAUUAGUAAUUGCACCAGGUGGGAAACAGUUACCAAAAUUCCAAAGUACUAUAGGAUGUAAGUCAGCAUGUUAAGAGCAGGAGCAUAGCCAUGUAUUGUCAUUGGACCUGUGUGAAUUGAUUUAAGUUUGCUUUAAUUAAUUGAAUCAGAUGAUGGAGACAAUGUGAUUUAUUUUGCUGAAAUGAAGAAGGCAUCCCAAUCCCUUUGCCAAAGUAACGUUGGUAGUCUCAAACAACUGAAUCUCAUUAGGCGGGGCUAAUCUGUCACUGCCCAAAGUAUACAUUGGACCUUCCCAGCCCAGAUGGGGUAGUAGUGAAAUUUCAACUGGUCAUUCCAAGGCAUGGUGCCCGAGCCAAAUGCCAUAUGUAGUUACAGAUGUGCCUCCUUCUGACUGCAGUUCUGUAUAUGUUGCAUGUAUAUGUGAAAACUGCAUUGUAUAUAACAACAUUUGCUUCCAGCAAGACCUCUUCAGGCCAGUAUGAUCAUUGGAAGACUAAUUUCAAAGAGUUUAAACUCAUGUGAAAUCUACAAAUAAGAGGUUUUCCAGAAAUGCAGAAUUUCUCUGGUAGGCUUCAGUGAGAAACAAAUUUAGAAGACUGUAUAAAUGAGAGGUGAACAGGAAUGCCUAGAUGUAAGUGUAAAUCUGCUUAUUGGAUUAAAUAAAUCCUUUCAAUUAAGAAUAUCAAAGAGAAUGUUGCUGUUUUCCAAAUGUCAGAGCAUCUAUAUAAUAAUAAAUCAAAUCUAUGUUACCAA